Molecule: messenger RNA, 1234 nt
Organism: Ectocarpus siliculosus
Lineage: Eukaryota; Phaeophyceae; Ectocarpales; Ectocarpaceae
Source: the annotation of a GenBank genome assembly
CACACCCACGCGUCCGCAGGGAGAGGGCACCCCCGACCGAAAACGCAAUGCGAUCUAGUGUGGCCUCUCUGUUGCUCCUUGUGAGCGCAGCUAACCCUCUGGUUGGAUGGUGUUUGUUAGUUAGGCCAGCACACCCAAUAACAUCGCGUCGAACAUCAUCAUCGUCGUCAAGAUCUGCCGCUGACCUACUGCCGACUGCUACAGGGACACCAGACGGUCGACGUCAGCGCUUGUACAGCUCAAGAACCAGCACUAGCCGCGGCUACUACAAAGCCGAAGAGCAGGACCAUGAGGCGCCGCCGUCAUCGCUUCGACGAAUACCAAACCACGCCGAGCUACCUUCGCUCGUCCGGGACAGCAACGCCGUCACAACCACCACUACCGCCGAAACCGUCGCAUCUUUGGCGAGACAAGCGCUAGCGACUGUGGCGCUAGCGGCUGUCCUCACGCCGGCGGUGUUUAUCGGCGAGGUGACGGUUUCACCGCUGCUGGCCGGGAAGGGUGGGGUUGCGCCGCCUACCGCUGCGUUCGCUGAGCUGGAACCUUUACCGCUGAAGUCGUACUCGGAAGAGUUUUCCAGCGGACUUGCACCCGUCAACACUGUACGCGGUUUGUGGCGAACCCGCGAGACGCGAAACGACGGUUCCGCCCUGCCUCAGGAGGCGGGCAGACUAGGCAGGAAAGGCAUCUGCGGGGGGCGGCUGUCCUUCAAGGGCUUUGUAGGGGCUGGGAAGGGAACAGUCGAGUACAAGGGGUGCGGGGACCGAGAGGGGAAAGGGAGGUGGCUCACCAAGCCCAAGAACAUCGUGAACGGAAGGAUAACCCUCUCCGCCCGAUGGAGCGUCAACUUCACCGACGGCACGACCCUCCUCUACCGGGGGGACGUCGUACAAGACGCGGAGGCUCAGGGUACCGCCCUCACCGUCGAUACAUCCGGCGCGGCGGCCAUGGGGGGCCCGGCGUUCGAGAGGCCCGACGCUCACAUCCGAGGGGAGGUUCUGCGUCCGGUGAAGAACAUCCAGGGCAGCCUCACCGAGAAGAAGAUAGGGGAGUUUGAGGCGGACUUGAUAGAGUUGCCGAGCGACGACGACAAGUUGUGACGAAGGGGGGUUGAUGACGACACCCCAAUAGUUGUAGGGUUUCCAAGUGGGGGGCCGUGGUGCCCGAACACAAGAGUUUUCGAUGGAAUGGGCAAGCCCUGUGUUACGAGGCGCGUUUGUUGUAUUGUUCCUCG